This is a messenger RNA of Eimeria acervulina, 1575 nucleotides long. RefSeq lists its product as hypothetical. The coding region runs from base 1 to 1575 and encodes 524 amino acids. Lineage: Eukaryota; Apicomplexa; Conoidasida; Eucoccidiorida; Eimeriidae. The record is from RefSeq and is a predicted model, not a curated record. The transcript is spliced from 3 exons.
AUGCCCAGUCAGUUCCGCUUUUCCCACGGGGGAUGCGUGAAGGCCAAUGCCAGUAGUGUACAAAGGCCUGCCGGUAGGCAGUUGCAUUCGUUCUCGUCAGCUCCUCAAGCAGGAGACGGCGCCUUCCCAUUUCCCGUCGUGCUCGGUGUCCCUUUCGGGUUUUUCUGUUUUCAUGCCCAGCAGGUUUUCUGUGAAGGGAUUGAAUACUCUCUGCCUUUUGGUAAAGGGUCAAGUGAGCAUGCACAUAUUCAGGCUGGCAAACUUGAUCCGGCUUCCAGGAACAAGAUUUCACCCGGGGAUGCGCUGAACUGUCACGGGGCAUACACAGCCGCUCGCUUUAGCCUGUCAGCAACAAUUUUCUCAAUUGCUCGUAGAUUCCGGUGCCUGCGAGAGCUGGGUUCUGCUGAGACGGUGGCUAGAGGUAUACCUGGACGCAUCUUGUCCGUGGCAGAAUCCGGUUCAUUUAGGAACUGCAACGAGGGCAGCAGCGAUCUGCUUUUGGCUGCUUCACCCAUCUCGUCAGCGCCGCCCGGUUCAGUUCACAGGCGCCAGGGCUCCAGUACCCCUACAGUAUUUCCACUUCAAAAAACUAACCGCAAUCCAGACCACAAGCAAGGAUUCACGCGGAGGCAUAUUGGGGAAAGAGAGGAAAAGAUUGCUCUCCGCACCUUCAAACCUUCCCUUUAUUAUGCAGCCAGUCCCUUGGAGCAUUUUCCAUACGAGUCAGAUUACCGGCGUCUUCAGCAUGCCCUCCUUAUCCCCGCCGCAGAGGCCAAGAAUCUGACGGAGAAGGACAUGAAGCUUCUACAUGAAGCAGAUUCCCAGCUGCGCUGCAUGUUGGCCGAUAGAUCUCGCCUUGCUACUGCCUUGCGCAAGAGCAUUGAGGAAUGGCAGCGUUUGGUCGCCCAUAAGUCGAGGUUCAACAGUAAGACGGAACCGUCAGGCCGAAGUUUCGGCAGGCUCAGGCACUUGAUGCAGCAGGCGAUUUCAACCGGACUAGAAAUGAAAAUAAACUCACUCACCGCGAAAAUUUCCGAGCUUGAGAGAGAACUAGAGCUUCUUCGGUCUACAUUAAGGGGGAUACUUCGGCAGAGACGGCAGAGGGCUCUGUCUCUUCUCUUAGUCGCACGUAGGCGUCUAACUGGAGCGGCGAUGACAGCAAAGGAAGCAAAUGCUUUGAGCAUAGCCAACCUGAUAGUUAAGGGCCAUAAAAGAAGAAAUUAUGUGCCUAGCCCCGCCGAGGGGGAGGAGAUUCUGAAAAUAGGUGUCGAGCUGUCUGAGGCCUUAGAAGAUGCAGAGUUACGUCUUUCAAGCCUUCUUGGAAAAGCGACCUCUGACACUUCCCCAAGGUUUGAAAAGAUUAACCCGGUAUCCAUUGGCUUGAAGGAACAUCUGGAAAAGUGCGCUGCAGUCCAAAAGGAGGCGGAAUCGUAUGCUUUGCAGUUGAGGUCACUUUUUAAUACUUUCCCUGUAGACAAGUUUAAAGAAGUCAUUAAGAAUGUGGAAAGCGGAGCUUUGCAACUACGCAGAAAAUCAGAGCGGGCACUUCAGUUCUUGCAGGGCGAAUCAUGCUAG